CUACGUUGUUUCUCUCUACCUCUCUCCUAGUCCCCCCAGUCCCCCCAUAAAUACUCUCACCACCAAUUCUAUCCACCACCAUUGUGCAGGUCCGGGUUGGCAGCAUUCUUUAUAAAAGUUUUUUGGUUUUCUUAGGGGUUUUAUCGGAUACUGUUUCUCUUUCAUUAAUCAUUCCUUUUUGUUUCUGAUUUUUAUUUUCUUGAUUUUUUUCGAUUUUUUUAUUUUUUUUUCCCUCAUUAACAACAUGGUCUCUUUCUCUUGUGAAGUCUGUGCAGACAUUGUUAAAAAACCCAAGUUGGAUCAGCACGUUUCCAGAUGCAGAGGUGCUUAUUUCACCUGCAUCGACUGCAACACGACAUUCCAAGGAACCGAAUAUCGUGCUCAUUCUUCGUGCAUGACAGAAGCCCAACGCUACCAGAAGUCUCUUUACCGUCCUACGAAAAAAGAAGCCAAAAAGCUGGCUGCUCAAAAGCAACAAGAAACGGGCACCACCAACAGCAAUACUCAAAAGCGUAAAGCCGAGUCUGAGAAGGAGAACAGUGCUCCGGCUUCUGAAAAAGAGUCGAAGAAGUCCAAAAAGGAUGAUGACUCUAACAAGACCGACAAGCCUGAAAAGUCAUCUAAGGAUAGUAAGCUUUCUUCUCGUUUUGCUGAACUUUGUUCAGAAUCGGAUGUUUCUCUGUACAAGCUUCUGAAAAAGCUGAACAAGAAGGAUAAGGAUGGCAAGAAAAUCGACUCCAAGACUGUCUUGGAGCAAUUAGUUGCUAAGAAGGACUCUAAGGGUCAAUUGGUUAUUUCAUUCGCAAAGUAAGCUUUAGAUAACAAAAGGUUAAUAGAAAGUAAAAGGCAAGGCAUUAGAUAUCAAAAGUGUGUUUCAGAUGGUUGGAACAAGGGGACGAGGCGUAAAACUAGGAGAAACAGAGCCUAAUUACUUUCGCCAGCUUGCGCCUUGAAAUCUUUCUUCCUUCCUUCCUUCCUGAAUGAGGAGAAAUGUCCACCCACCCACAGCUGUACUACUUACUACUACCUUUCUCCUUGGUAACAAUCAGUUUCUCCUAUUUAGCUCCUUGGGCAAGAAUGAACUUCGGGCAAAAUAUUUGACACUGCACUCGACACAACGCAAUAUCCCCCAUAGCUAAGACACUCGGAAAAAUACAAUGCACAUCAUCUCCGCACAGUUACUCAUUUCACUCCCUUCAUCCCUCCCUCAUGAAAGCUAUUUUAAAGUCUAUAUUUUUCGUUAAACCAUCCGUGCUCACAAUGCCCGUCUAUAAGAACGACGGGACGACCUUUGUGCUGCCAUAAUGGUGGCAGAGUACACAUGGUCAUGCAGUCAAUCCAUGCAAAAAGGAACAUACGAAACAAGUUAAAAGGAAAGAACGGUAAGCCAAGCGUGCGUGUAUACGAGAGGCCUGUCAUCACGAGCAAAACGGGAGAAAAAGAAAGAAGAACGAGCCAACCCGUUAACCACAGCAUAGCCGCCCCGCUUGAUGUAUGCACAGUCGAGUAAAAAAAAUUCAUCAAUUGAGUGUGUGCAGUAUAAACAUGAAAAAUUCAACUGCAGAAAAGCACAAAAAUAUGCAGCCUUAUAGCUUAUCCUCUAUCCCGUCUAUAUUAACAUCGAAACGACAAGAACGCCGACACAUGCACAGCGCGCGCCGUCAAGUUAUGUUGCUUAAUCAUCGUUGGUCUCAGUAGUGAACUCGUUCUCAGACUCCUCAACAGGAGGUUGGAGGACCUGGAUCAUACCCUCUGGCUUCAUGCCCUCAUAGGCAAUGCGGUAGACAGUGGUGAAAAGAGGGAACUCCUUGACAAGGUCACGGCUGGUGAGAAGCUCGUGAACGUCAGCAGCAGUGGCAGCACCUUGGAGGACUUGACCACCCAAGAGCUCCUUCUCGAGUUGUUGGAGGGACUUGCCAGUCUUGACGAAAGCCUCGGCGCAACGGUUGUUACGACCACCCAAGCAAGAGGUAACCAAAUCGGCAAUACCACAAGAUUGCUCGACCAUGGUGCGAGGGUCACUGUCAAAGAACAUAGUAGCGAACUUUUGCAUCUCCAACAAACCACGACGCAUAAUAGCAGACUUGGUGUUUCCACCCCA
Molecule: messenger RNA, 2101 nt
Organism: Schizosaccharomyces japonicus yFS275
Lineage: Eukaryota; Fungi; Ascomycota; Schizosaccharomycetes; Schizosaccharomycetales; Schizosaccharomycetaceae
Exons: 1
Coding region: 245-811 (188 amino acids)
Cellular component (GO): nucleus
Molecular function (GO): DNA binding
Source: RefSeq, a predicted model, not a curated record